Carassius gibelio (silver crucian carp) is the source of this 4056-nucleotide messenger RNA. Its product is annotated as potassium/sodium hyperpolarization-activated cyclic nucleotide-gated channel 2. Gene Ontology annotation, molecular function: voltage-gated potassium channel activity. Lineage: Eukaryota; Metazoa; Chordata; Actinopteri; Cypriniformes; Cyprinidae. Gene Ontology annotation, biological process: potassium ion transport; transmembrane transport. Gene Ontology annotation, cellular component: membrane. The transcript is spliced from 7 exons. The record is from RefSeq and is a predicted model, not a curated record. The coding region runs from base 776 to 2710 and encodes 644 amino acids.
UAGCACAGGCUGGCCCCGCCCAUUUCCUCCCCAGCCGGGCCGCUGAGGUGUGACGCUCUCUCCCUUACCUGUUCAUCCCGACAGCUUGUUGAACAGAUAACACGCAGGUGUCAGCAGAGAGGGAGAUAAAGACAGCGCCUGCCAUCAAGAAGCCGAUUAUACUCAAACCUCUGCGGGAUUCAUCCCGUUCUUUAUGUAAUAACUGCCGCGUGAUUUGAGGACGAGAAAACGCGCGCUUAUUCUGAGGAGAACUUGCCCGCGCGCGAGCGAGAUGGUAAAUGUGUGGAAAGUGGAUACCGGCAAAUAAUAUUGACAAUAAAUGCACUUAUUCCCGGAGGAGCUUUACAAGGGCGUAUGAAUUAACGCAGAGAGAGACGUCUGGAUUCUCCUCGGAUGUUUUGGGAGUCCGUUUGUAACGUACUGGUAAAUGUACAGUAGGCUAAAUACAGUAACAUGUUUGGGCUUUUAUGAAAAUAGCUAGUUGAGACCUAAUGCUUUAUGUUAAUACUCAAGAAAGAGUUUAAAAAGAAAGUUAAGUUUGCUUUAUGAGUGUUUAAAGACAAGUUAACUAAUACAUUCAUCUGAAAGAAGUGUUAAAAUCACAUUUAAAUCAAUUCGUAUUGAAAACCUGAGGUUUUGUAUAGCUACAAAUCUUUGUUUCCAAAAUACAAAAGGAUUCUGGAUUUGGAAAGCAUCAUGUCUUCAAUGUCUUCUUGAGACUCCACCUGCCAAAGUAGUCAUCAACCUGAACCUGCAUUAACAUCAGAUCUGAAUUAUGGAUGGUGAUGGAGAGCCUCCGGCUUCAAAUGGUGACUCGAAGCUCCACUCCAGAGGAAGCUUCUCCCUAACAAACUGGCGUUCUUCUUCGAGGACUUUACUGCGAGGAGAGCGAGCUGGGGAGGACGUGAGCCGAAGACUGCUAUCUGUUGUGAACCACCAGGAACGCACAGACUCAGGAGCCAGUCCCACCUCAAAAUCCCUUGAGGUGACCACAGGGUUAGAUGGCACAACAGCAACCACCACUGUGACCACAUCUACUCCGCCUUGCCCCGAAAAAGCCAUGGCAGAGUCAACAGGGCCUGCUGGAGCCCCUCCGGCAUCCGAAUCAGAGGAAAGGGUCUUCGCUGACCAGUCCACAUUUCUCCAGAGACAGUUCAGCGCCAUUCUGCAGCCAGGGGUCAACAAGUUUUCUCUGCGAAUGUUUGGGAGUGCGAAGGGUGUUGCAGCCGAGCAGGAACGGAUCAAGUCAUUUGGGGUUUGGAUUAUACAUCCAUACAGUGACUUCAGGUUCUAUUGGGACUUUGUGAUGCUGUGCCUGAUGAUGGGUAACCUCGUCAUUCUGCCCUGGGGCAUCACCUUCUUCGAGGACCAGAAUACGCUUCCGUGGAUCACCUUCAACGUGGCCUCUGACACUCUCUUCCUGGUUGACCUCGUCCUCAACUUUCGUACCGGCAUUAUGGAAGGUGAUAACUCCCAAAUCAUCCUGGACCCGCAAGUGAUCAGUCGGCGUUACCUGCGAGGCUGGUUUCUGGUGGAUUUCAUCUCCUCUAUUCCAGUGGACUACAUCUUCCUGGUGGUGGAUCUAGAGGCGCGACUUGAGUCGGCAGAGGUGUACCGCACCGCCAGGGCUUUGCGCAUCGUACGCUUCACCAAGAUCCUCAGUCUGCUCAGAUUGCUGCGCUUGUCCAGGCUUAUACGUUACAUUCAUCAGUGGGAAGAGAUCUUCCAUAUGACCUAUGACCUUGCAAGCGCAGUAGUUCGCAUAGUGAAUCUGAUUGGAAUGAUGCUGCUGCUGUGUCACUGGGAUGGCUGCAUGCAGUUCAUGGUGCCCAUGUUGCAAGAUUUCCCGCCAAACUGCUGGGUCGCCAAAAACAACAUGGUGAAUUCCACUUGGGAUGUCCAAUACUCCUAUGCCCUUUUUAUGUCCAUGAGCCAUAUGCUGUGUAUUGGGUACGGUGCUCAGGCACCUGAGGGACCAACUGACGUCUGGCUCACGAUGAUCAGCAUGAUCAUUGGGGCCACCUGCUAUGCCAUGUUCUUGGGGAAUGCCACCAACCUGAUCCAGUCCUUGGAUUCUUCCCAUCGGCAGUAUCAAGAGAAGUACAAACAGGUGGAACAGUACAUGUCCUUUCACAAGCUGCCGGCUGACAUGAGGCAGAGGAUCCACGAUUAUUAUGAGCACCGCUUCCAGGGCAAGAUAUUUGACGAGGAAAAUAUCCUCGAAGAACUCAAUGACCCACUAAAAGAGGAGAUUGUCAACUUUAACUGCCGUGGGCUGGUGGCUAACAUGCCACUCUUUGCAAAUGCGGAUCCUCACUUUGUCACAGUGCUCCUCACAAAGUUGCGCUUCGAGGUCUUUCAGCCGGGUGAUAUGAUCAUCCGUGAAGGGACGCUCGGUCGUAAGAUGUACUUCAUCCAGCAUGGCUGCGUCAGUGUGAUCACUCAUGACAGUAAAGAGAAGAAACUGAAUGACGGCUGCUACUUCGGCGAGAUCUGUCUGCUGACCCGUGGACGCCGUACAGCCAGCGUCAGAGCGGAGACAUACUGCAGACUUUAUUCGCUCAGCGUGGACAGCUUUAAUGAGGUCUUAGAGGAGAACCCAUUAAUGAGGAGGGCGUUUGAGAGCGUAGCGGUGGACCGGCUUGAGCACGAGCGGGAGGGAAACGGUAUUGUGCAUUCACACAAGAGCGUGGAGGAUGACGGGGACUGAUGAACUUUACUGAAUGGAGACUCAACGAAGAUGACUGAAUGUAGAAACAAAUCAUGGUGUAUUAAUGUACAGUUGCAGUGUGGUGUGAUCUAUCUGAUUAAACUAGUUGUUUCUUAUUCUUAAUUUGAUAAAGCAAUGUAUAGGAACAUAAAAAUAAAGAAUACAGGUCCUGUAGAUAAUCUUGAGAUACGCGAUCCUUGUAAUUCAUUUCAGGCAGAAACCAUUAGUUUAGCAGGGACCUUGAUAUAUGUGGUAAAAAAAAAAAAAAAUUAUGCAGCAAUAUAUAUUAUAAUACAAGAACAUUAAAUAUACAGUCAAUUUAAAUAAAAAUAGCACAAGCACAUAUCCUAAUGUUAAAAAAAGUUGGUUUUAUUAUUUCUAAAUUUCUACUAAGCUUAGUCAAGGAAUUGCUUGUAAAGUUUGCAUUUAGCAAAAUAUCUCCCAAGGUGCUUUUGAAUAUGUUAACUCUCAGUACAACUCGUGUUUAACUCUUUAAUUCUGAUGUCUUUGAAAUUGCUUUAAUUUUAAAACCUCCAGACUGCCACCAGCAUUUAACAGUGUUGCACUUAUCCACUCAUCCUUUUGUUAUCAUCGUGCUGCUGGUGGAAGGUUUCUGGAUGUAUCAGUGAUUAUAAUCAAAUCUAAUCAAAUCGAGGUAACCAAUGCAAAAAAGUUGAAAAGAAUACUUUCUAUAAGUUGUUUUAUAAAACAAUAAUAUACUGAAUUCUGUCUGCUUUCCAGAUCAACAUCGAGCAAUUAAGAAUGAUGCACUAUAAGAAAAGAUAUCUGGUAACUGAAAGGCACGGAUGAGCUGGGACAUCUGCCCAUUGUCCUCUUAACUUCAAAUUAAAGUAUUAAACAAUAUGAGUCACAUAAUCGCUGAUUAAACUUAUUUCCGUUUGGCCUGAGCCCUUACUUAUCUGUGAUAAUCGGUUAUGACCAAAAUAACCCUUUGAGAGAAGGUUGUUUUGACGUGCUUUUGAGGAAAAUAUUUACUUGGGAGCAAGCGAUAUAUUCAUUUCAAAUGAUAUUUUCUUAGUAACAUUUCUACUCUUCUCUGUGGUUGGAAAUAAAAAUGGAUAUAUUACCCCACAUAAUGUGUGAUAUUCUAAAGAUGAGGAGUAUUAUGGAAAAACAACUGAGAUUUUUAAUUUAAAUGUGAUUUGAUGUGUUUCAUAUGCCACUAUAUUAUUAAAGUAUGUUAUUAACUGUUGAAUACAGUUGCUGUGCAUGAGUCUACAUACAGUUUACCAGCAUAAUGUGUGAUUAUUAUUUCCUGGGAAUGACCAUUUUCUUUAUUUAAUUGUGUUACACUUCAUACCAAAUAAAGUGGUUUGUAAACUUUG